This is a messenger RNA of Centrocercus urophasianus (Greater sage-grouse), 466 nucleotides long. Its product is annotated as trefoil factor 2-like. Bases 6 to 389 code for a protein of 127 amino acids. The transcript is spliced from 4 exons. The record is from RefSeq and is a predicted model, not a curated record. NCBI's taxonomy places the organism in Eukaryota, Metazoa, Chordata, Aves, Galliformes, Phasianidae. Gene Ontology annotation, biological process: maintenance of gastrointestinal epithelium.
GAGCAAUGGAUGUAAAGGGGAUCUGCUUGCUCUUUGUCAUCCUCGCUGUAGCCCUCAUCAGCUCAACAGAAGGAAAACCACCAUCAAAAUGCCAGUGCAAAAUGGCUGCCAGAGAGCGGAAGAACUGCGGUCCCCCAGGAAUCUCAGCAGCAGCCUGCAGGAAAGCUGGGUGCUGCUUCAAUGCGUCAGUGCCUGGCGUCCCCUGGUGCUUCACUGCUAAACCAAAGAAAGUUAAGAAAGUGUGUCCUGCUGAUCCUCAUAUCCGAGUGAACUGUGGCUACCCUGGCAUCACAGCUAAGGAGUGCUUAAGCAGGAAAUGCUGCUUCCGGCCACGUCCUGCUGGUGUCCCCUGGUGCUUCUACCACCGCACGGUUGAAGAAGGUUGUUAAAGUAGAAACUUGCUGAAGAACCUGCUCAACUGGGAAAUAACAGCCAGAUAUCCCAGCUCCAACUUUCUGUUUGUAAC